This is a messenger RNA of Symbiodinium natans, 1308 nucleotides long. The record is from the annotation of a GenBank genome assembly. Lineage: Eukaryota; Dinophyceae; Suessiales; Symbiodiniaceae.
AUGGAAGAAAGCGAUGCCAGCGAUGAGGGUUUCGAUCUCUUCGCUUUCAUCGACGAGGCCAAUCAAGAGGGCCAAGAAAAGAAGAAGAGGAAGGCCGAAGGGAAACAGCGCCGCAAGAGCUCUUGCAACAAGAUGCUCAAGGAGGAGGAGCCGAAGGAAGGGCUAGCGAGCACACUGCCAGCAACAUCUGCGACGUCGAACGUUGGGAUGAAGGCUGACUCCGGCCCCAAGGAGAAGGAAGUGCCUCCACCGCCAGCACCAGCAUGGCCACGUGGGGCAGUUCGCCUGCGCGCGUGCAGCACGCAAAGACCUCGAACGAGUCCGCGCCAACCCAAAGGACUACUGGACAACCUCCCUAAAGAGUGCCCGGUGUGCCAGAAGCGCAUAAAGCAGCCUGAGUGGUGGCAGAAGAAUAAGAAAGGCGUCAAAGGCGGUCCCGGUGCGUGGAUUGCUCGGUGCGAGAUGGCACGGGGGAGCAGACGCAGCUAUCAUACGUUUUACACACUGAACAAAGGCGAGAAGUGGCAGUUCACCACUAAAAUCUACAGCGUGCAGCUCAAUCCGGCCGAGACCCCGCGGAAGAUCACAUCGAAUGCUCCGCAGCAGGAGGCAACAGGUGCCUCCCCUGCAACCAGUCCACCGGCGGCAGCUGCAUCCAAGCCAAAGAUUCGGAAUCUCCUGCGUCUGCGCACGCCUCUGCAGAAAGGACGGUGGAAAACGCUCCCACGUCUUUGCCAGGUCGGGGGCUGCGGGCAUCCCGUCCUGGAACCAGUCCGUUGGGAGAAGAAGGGCAUGUUGCUGGCCCGCUGCGCUAGGCAGCGUGAGGUCAGAGGACGCAAAAAGCCGAGUCAGCACACGUUCUACUCAAAGGAUGGGAAGACCUGGGACUUCACGACGUCGCUCCACAAGCUCUUUCCAUCGCGAAAGGAGAAGGACAAGCUCGAGGAUGAGAAGGUCAAGCAAGAGGUCAAGAAGGACGAGCGCCAAGACGACAAGCGCGCAGCAGCUGAUCCUCCGGUGCAAGCCAGCCGGCCUGCGCAGACAUUCGAUCAUCUGGGCUCCGAGGACUUGUGCGACCAUGCCACGAGGUUUAUAGUCACCUACUUUGCGGAAAAGCAGUUCAAGCCGGUGGUGAGAUGGGUCAUGCAGUGCAUCGCUGAACGCAGCGAUGGGAGCUCUGUUGUCAUCAGGCAGCGAGCUCGUCGUUUCUUCUCGAUGCUGAAGACUGAUGCCACGAAGCUGGUGGAGGUGUUGGAGUUGCAAGACCGUUCCUCUGCCAUGGACUUCGUGAAGAAGGUGAUGGGGUGA